AUAAUUACACGUGUACAUCAUUCGUAUUAAAUAUGACCAGUAGAUCGUAGUGUUAAUUAGACAGCGGUAACUUUAUGACGCAGCAAACGUACGCUACCACUUCCAAUAAAUUUAGACACGUGCCACAACUAUAAAUUUCGUUUGCCUAUUGGUCAUUAUGUUUACUCCCACUAUUUAAAAUAUUUCGGUUUUCUUUCCUCAAUUCUGGUUUCUCUGACUCGACCAAAGAAAGUGUCUCCUCCUACCCUAUACUAUAUUGUGGUGGCUUCUCGCAAGGGUUGCUGUAUAUAUAAACCAAGUAGCAUCUCGACACAACUUAAACGACUGCUGUCCAUCGGCCGGUGACCACUGGCUUCGUCAACCCAAGUCUUGCAAUCGGUUUCUUGUGUUUUUCGUUAUUAACUACGGAAUAGUGGCCGUUUAGUUAAAAGUUUUUAAAUAAUUAUUGAAUUAUUUUUGUUCAUUAAUAAAUUAUUUAAGGCAAAAAUAAUUAUUGAAUUUAUAAAAGUGUUGUGAGUUGAGUCACAGUUCGAUUCGGAAUAAAAAUUAGCCGACCAAAACUCAUCGCAAUGGACACUUACGUAAAUUCACCCGCGAAAAAUGACCACGCACUGGAUUAUACAUCAACUAAACAAGUAUUGAAUGAAAAAUCCGAAGUAGCAGUUUUGGAUCUUUCUUGUAAAAAAGAUCAGUUGCAAGACAGUCAAAUUGCCUCAUUUAAUUUAAGUCCAGUAUCAUUGGAAACUAGAUCAGUAUCGCCUCCAAGUGAGAGUACGAACGAGCAACAUCAUCAACAUAAACAUCAACCGCAGCAACAUCAUCAUCACCACUAUGAUUAUCACGAUUAUCAAAAUCAUGACCGUAUUUCAUCUGAAGAAGACGAACGCAAAAGUCCUGAAAGUCGUUCCUACAUGGUAACGCCGCCUUCGGAGUCAGAUUCACCUAAAAAAUCAAGAUAUCACGCUAUUUCACCUCAGAUAAAUUCACAACAAACCGCACUUGCUCAACAUUAUUACCCUCAUUCAUCACCAACAUUGUCUGUUAAUAUUCCCAUGAUACCACCAGUACCGCAGCCAGUAUUACCAGUACAAAAUAACAACAUUCCGUAUGUACAACAAGCGCUAGCACCAACGACAAAUAUGCUAGCGAUAAAUCCAAAGUUAUCCGAGCAAGCGUGUACACCUGACGCCAAGAAAGCACCGCGACCAUUCAAAGCGUACCCUAAAGAUCCACUGGCUUUGACUAGCCCGGCGGAAUUUAUAUACGAUCAAAAUUCAAAAGAAGCUUACAGUGAGUUUCGCAAAAGGAUGUUGGAUUCUGUGAGAAAAUCAAACGACGGUACGAAUAUUAAAAUGAGGAGAUUGAGCAAAAAUUCAAAUUUACCAACCAGUACUAUUGAUGAUAAGGACAUCGCUUACUGGGAGAGACGUAGAAAAAAUAAUGAAGCUGCCAAACGUUCACGCGACGCAAGACGGGCUAAGGAAGACGAAAUUGCAAUAAGGGCGGCGUUUUUAGAGCAAGAAAAUAUGAAACUCAAGUAUGAAAUUAUUGCACUUAGAAAUGAAACCUCAAGGUUACGUUCUAUGGUUUAUCCUAGUUAAUAAUUUGCGAACUCAAAUCAUAGAUAUAAAGUAGAAGUACCAUUUGUGGCCACUGCGCCUUUUGGACAUUUAAUACUUUAUUUUGAAUAAUGAAACCGUAUUAAAAAAAAAUUUCAUUGCAAUAGUGGCCAAAAACGGUACUUCUACCCUAGAUAGUUCCUUUGUGAAUAUUAAUAUACAGUCCAAACUUUUUAUAAGAUUUCCCAUACUUGUUCAAAAAAACGUACGGAACGUUUCCGUUUCAGUUUUCGUUACAAAACUAAUUAAUUAAAGAAUGAAUGAAUUAAUUGAUUAGAAAUCUAAAAUCCGAAAAUUCGGUUAGUAUUUUUGAUCUUUAGUCUUUAGUAUUUUAGUCUUAUAGCGAGAUUCAGACGCAAAUCGCUGCCAAGUAUGAUAGUGUAAGAACCGGAUCCUAAAAUUUUUUUUCCACCAUCCCGACAGUCUUAUAACGGGGUUGGACUGUAGACAUUUCAUAAAAUUAAUUUAGUGUACGCUAAUUUUUGAAAGUUUAUUUUAUUAUAAAAAGAAGUUCUUUCUUUUUUUUUUUUUUUUUUUUUUUGAUUGAAACAAAAAUGUAAUAGAUAAUUUGGCUCAUGUUCGUUACAAAAAACGGAGUAUGAUUUCCUACAAUUUGAUAUUGUAAUUUUUUCGUUUUAUUUUCAAGAAUGUUUUCUUUUCUUUCGGCGAAUGUUAAAUUAACUUAAUGAAAUUUAAUUUUAUGUGAUCAAUAAGCUGUCUGGUAAAGCUGUAAAUCCAAAGUGUAGAUACUUAAAUUUAUAUAUAUAUUUUUUUUUCUAAUUUAAACAAAUAUAGAUUUAAUUUUUUUUUUUGCGAUUAAGUUACAAUACUUGAAAUUUAUUUCAAAUAUAAGUGACAGUAAUUUAUCAAUAAUAACAAAAACAUUAGUAAAGAGUGGGAGAGAUUUAUUGUAAAUAAUUGACUGAAAGUAGUCUAAGUUAAAAAAUGUAAAUAAUAUGUAUUUAUAAGGAAUAAAAAAUCAAAAUAAUAAAGAUAUAUCUUCAAAUUAAA
Microplitis mediator is the source of this 2630-nucleotide messenger RNA. It is a transcript of the gene gt, whose product is annotated as protein giant. Bases 570 to 1601 code for a protein of 343 amino acids. The record is from RefSeq and is a predicted model, not a curated record. The transcript has 2 exons. Gene Ontology annotation, cellular component: nucleus. NCBI's taxonomy places the organism in Eukaryota, Metazoa, Arthropoda, Insecta, Hymenoptera, Braconidae. Gene Ontology annotation, biological process: regulation of transcription by RNA polymerase II. Gene Ontology annotation, molecular function: RNA polymerase II cis-regulatory region sequence-specific DNA binding; DNA-binding transcription factor activity, RNA polymerase II-specific.